Messenger RNA from Penicillium brevicompactum, 741 nucleotides. RefSeq lists its product as uncharacterized. Gene Ontology annotation, biological process: attachment of spindle microtubules to kinetochore. The coding region runs from base 1 to 741 and encodes 246 amino acids. NCBI's taxonomy places the organism in Eukaryota, Fungi, Ascomycota, Eurotiomycetes, Eurotiales, Aspergillaceae. The transcript is spliced from 3 exons. The record is from RefSeq and is a predicted model, not a curated record. Gene Ontology annotation, cellular component: spindle microtubule; DASH complex.
AUGACUCUUCUUGAUUCCCAUUUGGAGCAAAUUACACUCUCCUCCAAUGCUAUUGCAGACUUGCCAUUUCCUCGCCCUCGCAUUUUUACCACGGCCCUCCUAGGCUCUCACGACAUUACAGCCUUGAUUCGCGACACUGAAGCCCAUGAACGAGCGCUUUUCCAGGUCGAUCCCGCUGCCAAAUCCCAUGGCUCACAAAGACGCGCCACUCGACGCGGGACCAUGUUCCCCGCCGAGUCUGAACCCGAGUCGAUGGCGAGUCGGAUCUAUUCUGCACGAAACAACCGCAAUCAGUCUGCAGUAGCAAGAGUCCUGGGCCAUGAUAUGAUGGAAGAGAUCAAGCGGUCAGCAGGCACCUCCACACGAGGACCCCGCGGGGAAGUCAACAUUGAAGUUCUUCUCCGUGGUGCUGAGAUAUUGUGCGAUGUCUACCCUGUCGCUGGAGCACAGCAAAAGAUCGCCAAUCUUCGCUACCGACAUGAAAUGAUAUCGGAUUCCAUAGCACGCUUGGAAGCAAGAGUCGCAACAAACACCGCAGAGCUAGAUCAAAUGCGGCGUUCUUAUGGAGACGAAGAAGACGAGUUGGAGCCUGCACCUGUGGCACAGCCUGAUGUACCAGAGAUCAGCGAUGAAGACAUUGAGCGUGAAAUGGCCGAGAUUCGAGACCUCGAGCUGAGGAAACGAGGCCUGCAAGAACGGGUCACCGGAAUGGAACGAGAUCUCGGUGGAUUGGUUGGCUGA